Messenger RNA from Closterium sp. Naga37s-1, 483 nucleotides. Lineage: Eukaryota; Viridiplantae; Streptophyta; Zygnematophyceae; Desmidiales; Closteriaceae. The record is from the annotation of a GenBank genome assembly.
AUGGCGAGCUCUCGCCUGCCUCUGCUGCUUCCGCUGCUCCUCGUCCUCGCGCUUUCCCUCGCGCCGUCGCUCUCCACCCACGGAUCUGCCCUCGCCCGCUCCAUCUCCGCAAGUGACGUCAGCGACGGCGACAUUGACAGCUAUCUUAGGGGGAGUGCCAGUAACGAGGGGGACUCUGCCGCGGUGGCGGUGCCGGGAGCGGAGGAGCAGCAUGAAGGCAGGAAGCUCCAGCAGCAAGUCGCAUGUGGAAAGGACUCCAUUCGCUUUACCAACCGCUUAGUUUCGGAUGCCAUGAAUGGCUCCGCUACUCUUGGACAGGGAUCGGAGGAGCAUGUGCGCCGAUCUCUCCAGCGGCAGCAAGUCUCAUGUGACCAGAACUCACUUCUUAUCACCAACCGCAUCGUGUCAGACCAGGGCAACGGCACCAAGGCUUAUAUUCUGGAAUUGCCAAAUGGGUACGAUUUUUGCAGCCGGCAACACUAA